AAAAUUCAUAAAAAAUUCUUUAAGUGUCAAAAAUGAACAAACAAUUUGAUUAUCGUUUUCGAGAAUUCAUUCGUGAAAAAUAUAAUCAGGUUAUUUGAAGAACAGGUACAUAGGAAGCAUAAUCGGACGAGUGGUGAAUCGCAUUUCUUGUGCCAAAAUGAGGAUUGAAAAUAAGAUUUACUGUUUAUCUCCGAAUGAUGAAAAUGGUGUUGACCAUUUCAACGGUGGAUUCGUUGGAUUUGAUAAUGUUAAUUGGAAUUCUUGCAUAAUGAAGAAGCAUGUGGUUAUGUCUCACGUAAGUCCAGCAAAAUACGAAGGAUACCCAGGAGAUAUGUUAACGCAGAUUAAAUAUUCUUGGACCGACGAUAAUCAACUUCUUAUAAAUAUUCGUGCUACUGCUACGCAACCAACCCCUGUUAAUAUUGCUUCUAAUUGUUUGAUGAAUCUCGCUGGCCAUGCUGCUGGUUCACGCGAAUUGAAGAAACAUCUAAUUUCGUUGAACGCAGAUAGCUGGACACCUGCGGAUAUUAGGAACAAUUUGCCGACAGAUGCUAUAUAUCCAGUUGAUCGUACAGUGUUCGACCUACGUUUACCGACUCAGUUAACCAAGAGGCGACUUUACAUCGUACCAGGGGGUGGUUACAAUCAAAAUCUCUGCAUAAAUAGUCCCAGCAGUUGGUCUUACCGAUUUCACGCUAGGAGCCGAAAAUAAAAGAGCAACAGAAAGAAAUUUGGGGGAAGGAUGGUGUACGAUAUCAGAGGCACGGUGGGUUUAUUUUGUCACCACAAAACUACCCCGAUGCGGUCAAUAUAAGCAAUUUU
Molecule: messenger RNA, 822 nt
Organism: Bombus terrestris (buff-tailed bumblebee)
Lineage: Eukaryota; Metazoa; Arthropoda; Insecta; Hymenoptera; Apidae
Product: galactose mutarotase
Exons: 4
Coding region: 158-712 (184 amino acids)
Biological process (GO): glucose metabolic process; beta-D-galactose catabolic process via UDP-galactose, Leloir pathway
Molecular function (GO): carbohydrate binding; aldose 1-epimerase activity
Source: RefSeq, a predicted model, not a curated record